Camellia sinensis is the source of this 601-nucleotide messenger RNA. Its product is annotated as 17.6 kDa class II heat shock protein-like. The record is from RefSeq and is a predicted model, not a curated record. NCBI's taxonomy places the organism in Eukaryota, Viridiplantae, Streptophyta, Magnoliopsida, Ericales, Theaceae.
AUGGAAUUGGCAUUGAGUGAGGUGGGGUUGAAUGCCCAAAUGAUAGCUGCAAUUCACGACAUGCUGGAGUUCUCCGAAGAGCCGGAGAAGCCACAGCAGCAUUAUCAGCCGUCACGCGCAUACUUUCGCGACACGAAGGCGAUGCGGGUGACGACCGCGGACAUCCUGGAGUACCCGAACAGCUACGUGUUCGUGGUCGACAUGCCCGGGGUGAAGCCGGACCAGAUCCAGGUGCAAUUGCAGGACGGCAACAUACUCAUGGUGAGCGGCGAGCGGAGGAGAGAGAAAGAACACAAGGAUGAUGGCGUGAAGUAUAUCAAGAUGGAGAGGAGGCUCGGAAAGUUCAUGAAGAGGUUUGAAUUGCCUGAGAAUGCCGAUACCGAUUCCAUCUCUGCUUACUAUCAUGACGGUGUGCUUACUAUAACUGUCCAGAAACAGCCUCCGCCCGAGCCCAAGAAGGCCAAGACCAUUCAGAUCAAGGUUGGUUCCGGAGGACAGGCUCAGGCUCAGGCUCAGGAUGGUGGUGGUUCGCUUGAAUCCUCAGGAGCUCAGAGCGAUGGCACUGGAGAAACCCAAGGUUGUCAAGGUUAAGAAUCAAGAU